CUUGGAUGCACAUAAAAAGAACAGUUUUAGCUGUUAAGGUUUAUUUUGUGGAAUAACACAUCCGAAAGCCUUGAAUGGACUCCCUCAUAAUGAAUAUGACUGCUGCAGAAAAUGUGCUCCUCUGCUUCCCUCACCUGCCUGACUCCUGCCCCAGAGCACACCGAUUCCUUGCGUUCAAAGUGAUCAUGUACUUUUUAAUGAUGGCUAGUAUUCUAAUGACGGUCUUUGGGAACUUGUUGGUCAUCAUCACAAUUUCUUAUUUUAAACAGCUUCAGUCUCCAACCAACCUCAUCAUCCUCUCCCUGGCUUUGGUUGACUGUUUGUUGGGCUGUAUGGUUAUGCCCUUCAGUUUGGUGCGAUGGUUGGAACGCUGCUGGUUUUUGGGAGAGAUUUUCUGUCAAAUACAUUCUGGAUUAGACAUGACCCUCAGUAUUGUCUCUAUACUGCACUUGUGUUUGGUAUCUGUUGACAGAUACAUGGCCAUUUGUAAACCACUGAGUUACAGAAUGAAAGUGACAAAUGGCAGUGUGUCAGUGUGCAUUGCUGUCAUAUGGCUGUUUUCACUUACAUAUAGUUUCGGGGUUGUUCUGUCUAAAGUAAAUGUUAUAGGUCUGGAGAACCUUUUAGUACAAGCUCCGUGUGUCGGGAACUGUGCUUUGAUUUUUAACUUACAGUCAGGAAUUUCUCUUGCACUUGUUGGAUUUUUUGUUCCGGGAGCUGUCAUGACCACUCUGUACCUUAAGAUCUUUCAAGUUGCAAGAAAACAGGCUAAAAUAAUGUCUGAAAGGGCAACUGUGAGACAGACUAAUUCUGAAACAGCAGUCCAUUCAUCAGAACACAGGGAGAGAAAAGCAGCUAAAACUCUUGGAAUUAUCAUGGGCAUUUUUCUACUUUGUUGGCUGCCAUUUUUCUUAGUUACUCUAACUGAUCCACUGCUUGGGUUUCCUACACCAUUAGAUGUUUUUGAUGCUCUGGUCUGGUUUGGGUACCUUAAUUCCACGUUUAACCCCUUGAUCUAUGGCUUUUUUCAUCCACGCUUUCAGAGAGCAUUUAAGAUCAUCAUAUCAAAAGUUCUACACCUCAAUAAUGCAAAUAAUUUAUUACUUUAAUUCUAAUUUUUCUUAUUUCACAGACAGGAAUGAGUUUUACAUAUUUAGUCAGUUACUCAGUAUAUUGGAAGGGGAAAACAUUAUACAAUCCAUGGAUAACUUAGGAACAUUGUUAUUUUAAUCACUAUAACACAUAUAACACCAUAAAAGGACAUAGCUUAGAAAUGCCUAUUCUUCCACAAAUCUUCAUAUUUCGUAAAUGUGAGUGCUGUGUAAUGUUUUAUACAGACAUAUUGCAACAGUGACAGAAAUAAUAACCGUAUACGCUUGAUGAAUUUAGGGAUUAAGCAAAGAACAUAAAUAAAAACAAACUCUGGCCCAAUUGUAGACUUACCUUUACCUUUAAGUGAAGGCAGACAUUGCAUUUGACGUGUAAACUAUUAGACGUGUAAACUAUAAAAUAUAUUUUAAAAGUAAAUGUACAGCACUGUGAAUGCCUGAUUUUCAUUUGUCAGAAAGAGCAUUUCUUGCUUGAAUUUGUAGCCAUGUAUGUAUUUUACAGCUGAAAUGUUCUAUUCCUGUUCUUUUUUCUGGUUCUGUUUGUCAUCCACAUUCAAUGGGUUAUUUUUUUUCUCUUUAUUUCUUUAUUUGUUUAUCUUAUAUUACUUAACUUUAAAUAACAUUAAACACACUGGAUGUCUGAGGACAAGACAAACAGUACAAUACAA
Molecule: messenger RNA, 1777 nt
Organism: Astyanax mexicanus (Mexican tetra)
Lineage: Eukaryota; Metazoa; Chordata; Actinopteri; Characiformes; Acestrorhamphidae
Product: trace amine-associated receptor 4-like
Exons: 1
Coding region: 75-1109 (344 amino acids)
Biological process (GO): G protein-coupled receptor signaling pathway
Cellular component (GO): membrane
Molecular function (GO): trace-amine receptor activity
Source: RefSeq, a predicted model, not a curated record